This is a messenger RNA of Mauremys reevesii (Reeves's turtle), 1150 nucleotides long. RefSeq names its product monoacylglycerol O-acyltransferase 3 (gene MOGAT3). The transcript has 8 exons. Gene Ontology annotation, cellular component: endoplasmic reticulum membrane. Bases 191 to 1150 code for a protein of 319 amino acids. Lineage: Eukaryota; Metazoa; Chordata; Testudines; Geoemydidae. Gene Ontology annotation, molecular function: diacylglycerol O-acyltransferase activity. Gene Ontology annotation, biological process: triglyceride biosynthetic process. The record is from RefSeq and is a predicted model, not a curated record.
CCAAAGUGCGUCGUCGUGAGUGGGACGUGGAUCCGGAGCGGGGAGCAGGCCCCCCAGGCGUGGAGUUGGCGGUGGCUGCAUUUCAGGGCUGGGCGAGGGGGUCCCUGGGUGAAGAGGUGUCCAGCCAGGCCCAGACUCUGUUCUCUCCUCCCAGCUGGGGGCUUCGUGGAGCCAGGCUCCCCCCAGCAGGAUGACGGGCGCCCUGAAGAAGCAGCUUGAGCUGCUGAGCGUGUUUCAGUGGGUUAUGACCUUCCUCUUCUUCGGUGCCUUCUUCACGUGCCUGCUCUUCUAUCUGCUCUUCACCCGCCUCUGGGCCGUCUCCGUGCUGUACUUCGUGUGGUGGGUGCUCGACCGUGACACCCCAGAGAGAGGCGGCCGACGCUCAGACUGGAUGCGACGCUGGCGAGUCUGGCAGCAUUUGACUGAUUAUUACCCCGUCAAGCUGGUGAAGACGGCGGCGCUGCCCCCCGACCGGAGCUACGUGCUGGGCUCCCACCCCCAUGGCAUCAUGUGCGCGGGGGCCGCGGCCGCCUUCUGCACCGAGGGCCCCGGCUUCUCCCGGCUCUUCCCCGGCCUGCGGCCCAGCCUGGCGCUGCUGGCGGGGCUCUUCCGGCUGCCCCUCUACCGGGAGUACAUGAUGGGCUUCGGGAUGUGCCCCGUGAGCCGCCCCAGCCUGGAUUUCCUGCUCGCCCGGCCCGGCAACGCGGUGGUGAUCGUGGUGGGGGGCGCGGCCGAGUCGCUGGACUGCGCCCCCGGGCAGCACCGCGUCACCCUGCGACGCCGCACCGGCUUCGUGCGCCUGGCGCUGCAGCACGGGGCCGCCCUGGUUCCCGUCUAUUCCUUCGGGGAGAACGAGGUUUUCCGGCAGCUUGUCUUCCCGCCGGGCAGCCGGCUCCGGCACCUGCAGCUCCGCUUCAAGGACCUGACGGGCUUCGCGCCCUGCCUGUUCUGGGGGCGCGGGCCGCUGCCCUGCCCCUCGCCCAUCACCGUCGUGGUGGGGAGCCCCAUCCCGGUGCCGUGCCGCCCCCUCCCCACCCGCGCCGAGGUCGCUCACUACCACGAGCUGUAUGUGGAGCAGCUUCGCCAGCUCUUCGACCGCCACAAAGUCAGCUGUGGGGUGCCGGCCUCCUGCCGGCUCAGCGUGGUGUAG